Elaeis guineensis (African oil palm) is the source of this 853-nucleotide messenger RNA. RefSeq names its product cyanate hydratase. NCBI's taxonomy places the organism in Eukaryota, Viridiplantae, Streptophyta, Magnoliopsida, Arecales, Arecaceae. Gene Ontology annotation, molecular function: DNA binding; cyanate hydratase activity. The record is from RefSeq and is a predicted model, not a curated record.
UCUGGCCAAGAGGCGUCAUAUGCCAGAUUAUAUAUAUAGAUGACACUGGGAGCUCAACCUCGGUGAUACUCUGUUCCCGUGGUGCCACUCUGUUCUGGAGGGAGUUAGGGAAAGCGAUGGAUAGAGGACGGGCGAUGACCGACGAGACGGUGGUGGGGCGGCUGAUGGCGGCGAAAAAAGCGUCGGGGAAGUGCUACUCCCAGAUAGCGGUGGAGACGGGGCUCACCAACGUCUACGUCGCCCAGUUGCUCCGCCGCCAGGCCCAGCUAAAGCCCGCAACCGCCCUCGCCCUCCGGGCCGCCAUCCCAACGCUUACCGAUGAUCUCGUCUCCGAGAUGAUGAACCCGCCCUUCCGAUCCUACCACCCCAAUCUCAUCCAGGAGCCCGCCAUCUACCGAUUGAACGAAGCUGUUAUGCAUUUUGGAGAGAGCAUCAAAGAAAUCAUUAAUGAGGACUUUGGUGAUGGCAUUAUGUCAGCUAUAGACUUCCACUGUUCAGUUGACAAGGUCCAAGGUGUUGAUGGGAAGGACCGUGUAGUUAUUACAUUUGAUGGGAAGUAUCUGCCUUACAGCGAACAGAGGUCUGAGCAUAUGGUCUCAAGGUUGAGGCGUUGAUAAAUUUCUUAAGGAGGAUAUUCUAGUUUGUAUGCAUGUCAUUUAUAUGUAUGUCUGUGUAUGACUUCGCAAAUAUGUGACUUCCUUGGGAUAGAGCCAUUGCUUCCGUAUUAUGGUUUUGUAACUUCUCAGUUGUGGGAACAUCUCGCAAGGCUUUUCUUUUCUUUUCUUAAAUUUUUAUUCGUUGUGCUGGAACACCUUUCAGGUUAAAAUACUCCCGCACAAAGCACAAUGCGUAA